This is a messenger RNA of Pleurotus ostreatus (oyster mushroom), 1479 nucleotides long. RefSeq lists its product as uncharacterized. Gene Ontology annotation, molecular function: protein binding. NCBI's taxonomy places the organism in Eukaryota, Fungi, Basidiomycota, Agaricomycetes, Agaricales, Pleurotaceae. The transcript is spliced from 4 exons. The coding region runs from base 1 to 1479 and encodes 492 amino acids. The record is from RefSeq and is a predicted model, not a curated record.
AUGGCCACCUUGGGCUCUAUGUCUCGAACAGAACUUCCCCCAGAAAUCUGGCGGCAUAUCUUGUCCUUUUUGUCGGAGCCAUAUGAACUUCUCCCAAUCUGCGGGGUGAACCGUCUCUUCUACGAUGUCGCUGUGGACUAUCGGUACAGAAACCUUCGAAUGGGGUUUCCCUCAAAUAGCGCUGUAUUCAAGCUUCGUAGAGCCAGGGAUCCUUGGCUGGCAAAGCGCGUCAAAUCGCUGUACAUCUCCACCGAUGCUAUUGAACUGCUGUUCAAAGACUGGUCCUCCUUCCUGCUGCCAUCGAGGCCGCAUUGGUGGAACGCCAUUCUGUCUCUCCUACCCGACGCCGUUCUGAAGACGGUGGCCUUCCCGGAACCUAAACCGCCACCAGAAAAGAAGGACGAGUGUACGAACAUAGGUGCGGAAGAGAUCUCCAAUCUUAUCCUCGACGCCGCCGACGGGAUGACGAACAUCGAGAAACUGGAAUUUCAUUCCACUCCCACCAGCGAACUUGACUUCGAGCUUGAGUUUAUGCGACUUUUGUGUUCGCGUCUGCAGCAUUUGCAGACUCUGACAUUUUGGGUGGGCACUGAUAAGGUGCAUUUGGUGCUGCCCGUCCUGCAAUUCUGCAAUCUCAAAAAAAUUACGCUGCACAUUCACGCAUGUGGAGCUGGAGGGCCUGCUCCCUCUGCAGAUGCAUGUCCUCGAAUACGCCAAUUUCUAAGGUACUUCGCACCGACGCUAGAAAGCCUCACCGUCAGUACGUUUGAUCGCGAAGUCAUUGAACGAAUGUCGUUAGCGCUUCACGAUGGCGCUGUUAUGCCCAGACUUCGAAAGCUCAGCAUCUUCCUCAUGAUCAACGAUAUUCAGGCAUUCCAAUCCAUCAACACAAACUAUCCCGCGCUCACCGAAUUAACGUUGACGACGUUUACUCCCGCUACAAUAGUCUCCCUCGCGUACCUCCAGCUCCCAGAACUGCGCUCCCUCACGCUGUGGUUUCGACAUAUAAACACAACACAAGGUUUAUGGAACGGGUCAUCGAGUUUCACCAAGCUCGAGACGCUGCAUCUCAUGAACGGCUGCGAACUAUGCCCGGACGAGGUCGCUCAGCUAUGCCGAUUUUUCAAGAAAGCGAAUAUCAUCGAUCUCAUGCUUUGUGUCUACAUCCUCGAUGGGGACCUCAUCGAUACCCUCGCCCUCUCUUUCCCCUCCCUGUCGACACUCAUCUUAACUGCUCAGCAUGUUGGGCGGGUGGACAUCAUCCCAACUCCGGACGUCGAUCUGGCCUCCUUCGAAAUGGAAAUGCAGGACCGAUCUUACCCCGAAUGGAACCUCUCUUGGGUGAAUGUGGCGCUGCCUGUAAGUGACUGGAACAACUACACCGCUCGUAUGGAAGCUGCCCGAAUGGUAACAUCCAUUGUGACUCGGUGCAUACCCAGUAUGAACAAGCGCGGGGGUGACGAGGAGGAGCUGCUGUAG